Messenger RNA from Choloepus didactylus (southern two-toed sloth), 4074 nucleotides. It is a transcript of the gene HDAC6, whose product is annotated as histone deacetylase 6. Gene Ontology annotation, biological process: chromatin organization. Gene Ontology annotation, cellular component: histone deacetylase complex. NCBI's taxonomy places the organism in Eukaryota, Metazoa, Chordata, Mammalia, Pilosa, Megalonychidae. The record is from RefSeq and is a predicted model, not a curated record. Gene Ontology annotation, molecular function: zinc ion binding; histone deacetylase activity. The coding region runs from base 147 to 3551 and encodes 1134 amino acids. The transcript has 29 exons.
CCGCCCAAUGGAGAGAGGGGCUCGAGCACCCGCCGGGCCCCCUCCAGGCCGCUCAGAGCUUGGCGGCCAGAGCAAGGGGCGGAGUCCGAAGACGGGCUAGCCGCCUGAGAGCGGAACCAAAAGAUUGGGUCACAGUCUCCCCGACCAUGACUUCCAUCGGCCAGGAUUCCGUCAGGCAGCGAAGGAGUAGGCACAACCCCCACUCGCCCCCCAACGUCUCCGACUCCAGCGUCACCACUGCGAAGCGAGGUGUUAAGAAGGGCGCUGGAUUCCUCUCCAGCCCCAGUCUAGCGGAGGUAAAGAAGAAAGGCAGAAUGAAGAAGCUCAGCCCAACAGCCGAGCGAGACCUAAUGAUGGGGCUUCAAGGGCUGGAUCUGAACCUUGAGGCCAGGGCAGUGUCUGGCACGGGCUUGGUGUUGGAUGAGCAGCUAAAUGAAUUCCACUGCCUCUGGGAUGACAGCUUCCCAGAAGGCCCUGAGCGCCUCCACACCAUCAAGGAGCUGCUGACCCGGGAGGGCCUCCUGGAGCGCUGUGUGUCCUUUCAGGCCCGGAUUGCCACAAAAGAGGAGCUGAUGUUGGUUCACAGCCUAAAGUACAUUGAUCUGAUGGAGGCAACCCAGAACAUGAAUGAGGCAGAACUCCGCAUCCUAGCAGACACCUAUGACUCAGUUUAUCUGCAUCCAAAUUCAUACACCUGUGCCUGCCUGGCCUCAGGCUCUAUUCUAAGACUGGUGGAUGCGGUCCUGGGGGCUGAGGUCCGGAAUGGCAUGGCCAUCAUCAGGCCUCCUGGACACCACGCCCAGUGCGAUCUUAUGGCUGGAUAUUGUAUGUUCAACCACGUGGCCAUGGCUGCCCGCUACGCUCAGCAGAAACAUGAUAUUCAGAGAGUCCUUGUCGUGGAUUGGGACGUACACCAUGGUCAGGGAACCCAGUUCACCUUUGACCAGGACCCCAGCGUCCUCUAUUUCUCCAUCCACCGCUAUGACCAUGGCCAAUUCUGGCCCCACCUUAAGGCCUCUAACUGGUCCGCCACAGGCAUCGGCCAAGGCCAAGGAUACACCAUCAAUGUGCCUUGGAACCAGGUGGGAAUGCGGGAUGCUGACUACAUUGCUGCUUUCCUGCACAUCCUGCUGCCAGUCGCCUUUGAGUUCCAGCCUCAGUUGGUCCUGGUGUCUGCUGGAUUCGAUGCCCUCCAAGGGGAUCCCGAGGGUGAGAUGGCGGCCACUCCAGCAGGGUUCGCCCAGCUUACCCACCUGCUCAUGGGUCUGGCAGGAGGAAAGCUGAUCUUAUCUCUGGAGGGUGGCUACAAUCUCCGCUCCCUGGCUGAGGGUGUCAGCGCCUCACUCCACACCCUUCUGGGAGACCCUUGCCCCAUGCUGGAGUUCCCCAGUGCCCCCUGCUUGAGUGCCCAGGCUUCGCUCUCCUGCGUUCUGGUCGCCUUGGAGCCCUUCUGGGAAGUCCUUAUGAAAUCUGCUGAGACCCUCGAAGAGGACAAGGUGGAGGAGACCAAGGAGGAGGGGCCGUUGGAGCUUCCUGCGCCCCCAGCCCUGGCGUGGCCAGUGCUGCCUGCUCGCACAGGGCUGGUCUAUGACCAACGUAUGACGAGCCACUACAAUCUAUGGGACAGCCACCACCCCGAGAUGCCCCAACGCAUCCUGCGCAUUGUGCACCGCCUGGAGGAGCUGGGUCUGGCCGGGCGCUGCCUCACCCUGCCUGCGCGUCCCGCCACCGAAGCUGAGCUCCUCUACUGCCAUAGUGCCCAGUACGUGAGUCGACUCCGGGCCACCGAGAACAUGAAAAUCCGGGAGCUGCACCACGAGGGCUCCAACUUUGACUCCAUCUACAUCUGCCCGGACACCUUCGCUUGCGCGCAGCUGGCCACGGGCGCCGUCUGCCACUUAGUGGAGGCUGUGCUCGCUGGGGAGGUAUUGAAUGGCGUUGCCGUGGUGCGGCCCCCCGGACACCACGCAGAGCCGGAGGCCGCCUGUGGUUUCUGUUUUUUCAACACUGUGGCUGUGGCCGCUCGCCAUGCCCAGGCCAUCAGUGGGCAUGCCCUGCGGAUCCUGAUUGUGGACUGGGACAUCCAUCACGGGAAUGGGACUCAGCACAUAUUUGAGGAGGACCCCAGCGUGCUAUACAUAUCCCUGCACCGCUAUGAUCACGGGGCCUUCUUCCCCAUGGGGAAUGAGGGUGCCAGCAGCCAGAUGGGCCGGGCCGCAGGCACAGGCUUUACUGUCAACGUGGCCUGGAAUGGGCCCCACGUGGGUGACACUGACUACCUGACUGCCUGGCAUCGUGUGGUGCUUCCCAUCGCCUAUGAGUUUAACCCAGAACUGGUGCUGGUCUCAGCUGGUUUUGACGCUGCACGAGGGGACCCCCUGGGGGGCUGCCUGGUGUCACCCGAGGGCUAUGCCCACCUCACCCACCUGCUGAUGGGCCUUGCCAAUGGCCGCAUUAUCCUAAUCCUAGAGGGUGGCUAUAACCUGGCAUCCAUCUCCGAGUCCAUGGCUGCCUGCACCCGCUCCCUCCUUGGGGAUCCACCACCCCCACUGGUCCCGUCGCGCCCCCCGCUAGCAGGGGCCCUGGCCUCAAUCACUGAGACCAUCCAUGUCCAUCGCAGGUACUGGCACAGCUUACAGACCAUGAUUCCACAGGUAGAAGACAAGGAGGGAUCCUCUGAUUCUGAGCCAGUCAUCGAGGAGGCACCCCAACCAGCCAAUCCGGAGUUGGCCGAGGGGAUGACCAUUUCAGAAGGGAACAUACCAGAAGCAGAUGUGGGGAAGGCCAUCUCAGCAUCCUCCAUGGAAGAGUCCACCCCAGACCAGACUAAGUCAGAGACAACUGUAGUGGAGUUCCCUCGGGACCAGUCCUUGGAGACAGCCACAGGGGGAGCCUUGCUGGACCAGACCACCUCAGGGGUGGCUGUGGGGGAAGCCAAGCUGAUCCAAACCCCUCUUGACUCAUGUACUGACAACCAGACACCCCCAGCCUCACCACUGCAGGAAGCCACCCCACAGAUAUCCCCCAGUAAGCUGAUUGGGAGUCUCAAAACCUUGGAACUAAACAACAGCACUCAGUGUGUUCAGGAGGCCCCAGGUUCUCAGACCCCAGAAGAGGAGACGCUACUAGGAGAAGCAGCUGGAGGUCAGGAGGUGGCAGAGUUGAUACUGAUGCAAGACUUUGAGGACCAUCCUGACAGUGAUGAGGACACGUUUUAUGCUGUGACACCAUUGCCCUGGUGUCCCCAUUUGGUGGCAGUAUGCCCCAUACCUGCAACAGGCCUGGAUGUGACCCAACCUUGUCAGGACUGUGGAACACUCCAGGAGAAUUGGGUGUGUCUGUCUUGCUAUCAGGUCCACUGUGGUCGUUACAUCAAUGCCCAUAUGAUGCAACACCAUGAAGACUCAGGACACCCACUGGUUCUCAGCUACGCUGACCUGUCUGCCUGGUGUUAUCACUGUCGGGCCUAUAUCCACCACCAGGCUCUCCUAGAUGCGAAGAACGUUGCCUACCAGAACAAGUUUGGGGAGGACAUGCCCCACCCACGCUAAAUACCAGAACACGCUCCCGCUUUUCUACCUUCUGAGGCCCAAGACAGACCAGCCUUAGUUCUUUCCAGCCUGUUCCUUGGCUGAAGGGUAGCCUUUCCAUUCAAGCCUAUCCCAAAUACCUUUUACAACCCCCCCCCCACAGGGCACUUAUUUAAGUGUAAAUACCUUUAAGAAGACUACAAUGAAAGCUCCCCCUUCCCACUGCCUGUUUGAGGGACUCUACUGCCCCUCAUAGGGAAAGGAUAUGUGUAGUUCAAUGCCUCCAAGAGGGUACCAAUAUGAAGAUGACAUGAGGGGGGGCUGGUGGCAGAUAUGGUGGGGUUGCAUAUGUAAUAAAGUGUAAGCUGUUACAACACCUGGAGAAAGCAUUUAACCCUUGAAUGGGUGGAGAAUCCCACACCCCUGGCCAGCUGGGCAGAUGAGUAAUGUAGGGAUGAAGGGGUGGGUCUUUAUCAGAACCCUCCAUUGCCCCCAAAAAUCUAACUGAAAAUAAAGCAAGCAGCUUGCCUGGCUCCACUAGAGA